Messenger RNA from Anguilla anguilla (European eel), 1724 nucleotides. Its product is annotated as protein lifeguard 1. Bases 198 to 1142 code for a protein of 314 amino acids. The record is from RefSeq and is a predicted model, not a curated record. The transcript has 7 exons. NCBI's taxonomy places the organism in Eukaryota, Metazoa, Chordata, Actinopteri, Anguilliformes, Anguillidae. Gene Ontology annotation, biological process: negative regulation of apoptotic signaling pathway. Gene Ontology annotation, cellular component: Golgi apparatus; endoplasmic reticulum; membrane.
UCAGUUCUGUUCUGAUUGUGAGGUUGUUAAAGUUUGAGGAAGUGAAGGUGAUAAGAGAGCCUAGUGGUGGUAUCACUGUGGGACAAAGCAAGCGCACAAGAGGACUGUUCUCAUGAAGGCAAAUUUACUGUAGCCAGCACCCUAAUCUGUGAAGCUCGCUGAGAUUAAAUCUGAUCAAACCAAACUCCAGAAUAAGAAUGACGGAAGCCAAGCACCCGAUGUCGCCCCCGCUGGGCCCGGACGGCGCCGGCCUGGGCCCGCCAUCGCCCAACGACCCUCCCCAAUACAACCUGCCGCCGGACCAGCCCCCACCGCCGUACAUGCCCCCCACCUACCAGCAGUCGCCACCUCUCUACCCCCCUCCCGCCGCUGGAUUCCCCGACUCCAUGCCACCCGGAGAGCUGAGCCCCCCGCCCUACACUUCAGGGGUGGCCGACGUGCCAGCGGGCAGCACCAGCAGCCUGCUCGUCUCUUCCUUCGAGGACAAAACCAUCCGCAGGGCUUUCGUCAGGAAGGUGUUCAGUGUGGUGACGCUGCAGCUGCUCGUUACCUUCAGUGUGGUGUGCCUGUUCACCUUCUCAGCGACGGUGAAGAAGGCUGUGCAGGGGAACAUCUGGAUCUAUCUAAGCUCCUACAUCAUCUUCGUCGUUGUGGCGAUUUGCCUCAGCUUUAGCAGCUCCUUCAGCCGGAAGCACCCCUGGAACCUGCUGGGGCUGGCAGUGGUCACUCUCACUCUGUCCUACAUGGUCGGCACGGUGGCCUCCUACCACAACACUACCGCCGUGGCCAUCGCCAUGGGAACCACCAUGGUCGUCUGCUUCGCCAUCAUCAUCUUCUCGGCCCAGACCCGUGUGGAUUUCACCGUGUGCAAUGGAACUCUACUAAUAUUGUCUGUGAUCCUGCUGAUGUUUGGAUUCUUCUGCUGCUUCUUCUACUCCAGCGUUCUGCAGAUCGUCUAUGGAUGUCUUGGGGCCCUGCUCUACUCAGUGUUCCUGGCUGUGGACUGCCAGCUGGUGAUGGGGAGGCAGAAGUACAGUCUGAGCCCAGAGGAGUAUGUGUUUGCCUCCCUCAUCCUGUAUCUGGACAUCAUCACCAUCUUCCUCUACCUGCUCAUCCUGCUGGGAGGCAGCUCCAGCAACUAGCCACACACACACGCACACACACACACACACACACAUGCAUACACGCACACACAAACACAACCAUUGACGUACGCACACAUACUCAUGUGCGCACACAAAGCAUGCAUGCAUUCACACGCACACACACAGGCACACACACAGGUAUGCACACACACACACACGCAUACACACACGCACGCACGCGCACAUAUAUUUGAUGUUAAGUUAAAGCUGCAUACUGCACCAUUAGCAUACCAUGUUCCUUCAUUAAGACACACACUCAACACACCCUCAGCAAUCAGCUCCCUAAACACACAGACGUGUCGUGUGAAUGCAAACAUCCUUGGAAAGGGAAAUCUGAUAUCAAUGUGACCCCUGUACAGCCAAUGCACUGGUCUAUCCAACGCCAUUUUGGAUGCCAGCGUGUUCUCCUUUCUGCUCAAACUGCAUCAAUGAAUUGUGUUUCUUAAAAAUGAUGGAAAUUACUUUCUAAUUAAAUUGCGGUAUUUCCGGCAGAAUGUUCCUUUUGACCUGUAAAAACCACAGUAACUUAUGCAGUAAACUUUUCCGUCUUUGUAUAAAUAAACCUUUUUCCCGUCUGAA